CUUCAUUACGUAUCUACCCAAUACAUUAUGACCAAAUUUCCGAGUACUAUUAUUUAAACAUAGCAAUCAACUGUUUUGUUUCAAUAUGCGACCGUGCCAAUCGGUUACAAAAUAAGUACCAUGUUAUGUAUAAGCCAAACUCAGAAUGAAUAAGUACCGAACUUCGACCUCGUUUAAAACAUCAUGCGGACACAUUUUACACAAAAAAAUGUUUACAAACAAGAAAGUCGGACUGAACAUAACACGACACUGUGGGUAAACAGUGUAAUGUUGAAUGUAUAUUUUUCAAACAACACUCAUAAUGGAUACCUCAAUUAGUUGUUCAACAGCGAUGGUCAGUAUAAUCCGCGUGUCGUGCGCACCCGUCCUACUAGUACUGCUACUGACAACGAAAGUUACGGGAUAUGAGAAAACUUUACGAAAGAUCGUACGUAACCAGUCGAAAAUGGUCCAAAGGCCGUUUAGUGAAAUCAGUGCACCGGAAUCAAUUUGGAAAAACAUGACGAAUCAACAUUCUCUGCGCUUUAACGAGGCUCUGAUUUUUCCGGGAAUAGCUCAAAUGAAGACAGUUUUCCAUAACAUGGCAAGGCCUAAAAUAUCAACGAUACUAUCGUCACUAGAGACGAGUAAAGGAAAAGCAUCAUUUUCUAGGAUGAAAAUAUCUAAGCCCGAGUUGCCCACUGAGUUAAGAUUAGCGCGAAAUACUUUUACUGAUCUUAACGUAACCCUACAACCGCCAAAAGAUGCACUUGAGAGCUAUCGCAAUUUGAGUAACAUCAAGUUAGCGAUCAAAAACUAUUACCAAAUUCCUACACCAUCGAGAUUUUUUCCGCCCAUAGAGGAACGCGACACGCAAAGCGCUGAACAAAGGGGCGGGAGUAGCAAAGAGAAUACCGUUAUUAUACCUGAAUUCCACGACAUACCCAAAGAUAACGAAAGUCUUCAGGUUAAGGGUAUUCUGAUUCCAAAGAGCAAAACUCCAACUAUAACUGAAACCACAGCUGCUCUUAAAGAUACAAUACACAGUAUUAUUGAUAUUGAUGUCGACCCUGAAAAUGAGAAGGCAGAUUUUUUCAUUGAAGGUAUGCCUAUGGAUAGUACCAUGUUUAGUUACAAUCUAACUACGGAUGCCUUUACGUGCUCAAUAUUAAAAGAAGCUAAGGCCGAUAUGGAUGCGCAAGAAAAGUUUUCACUAUUAAACAUAGAGCCUUUCUGGAUGACGAAGAAACAUUAUUGGAAUCAUAUUUUUGAUAGGCGCUACGAAUCGUUGAUGAGAAAUCCGAAAUGGCCUCCACUUAAGGUUAUACUUGUACCGCGAACACACGUCGAUAGUAUUUGGAAACGUACAUUUGAACAAUAUCAUAAAGAGACUGUUUCAAAGAUUUUGUCAAAUGUAGUGAAAAAACUUCAAUUUUAUAGCAAACUCACUUUCAGUUGGAAUGAAGUCUCACAUUUGAGUCAAUGGUGGAAAACGACUACCCACAAAACUCGAUCGGCAUUCAGAAAACUAUUAAAAAUUGGGAAAUUGGAGAUAACAACUGGAUUCUGGGUUGAACCUGAUGAGGCGACAACCCAUUUAUUUGGCUUAGUUCAUCAACUUAUUGAAGGACAUCAGUGGCUGAAACAACAUUUAAAUUAUACGCCGAAAGUGGCUUGGCUCACUAACAGCGUCUCUCAUAGUCCCACCAUGGCGUACCUCUUGGCAGCAUCGAAUAUUAAUCAACUGGUGUUCACUAAUCUGCAUUACUCCUGGGAGCAGUUCUUUGCGGAGUAUCAGUAUAGUGACUUUGUUUGGUUACAGAAUUGGGAAGAUGAGAAAGUAUAUCAAUCGAGCCUCAACGAGGAGCUGAACAGAAUUGGCAAUGACCGUUACCCAAAGCAUGCCGUAUUAACACACUUUCUACAGUUUAAUUCAGCCGGAUUUAAAGCGUGUGGCCCUAAUGGCCCUCUCUGUACAUCAGAAUUUAAUUUUGCAACUUCACAUAAAAAUCUAGACAUCAGCGCCUUCAACGUCAAAGAAAAGGCUGAACUACUUCUUGAACAAUAUUCUAAAACAGGAACGAUUUCGCCACACAAUGUUAUUAUAGCACCUCUUGGCGGUUUGCAUCGGUAUGAGAAACAAUCUGAAUUUGAUUAUCAAUACAAUAAUUACCAAAAAAUUGCUGAUUUCGUUACAGCUAACAAAGAAAUUUACAAAGCAACGAUUGAAUUUGGCACAGUUAAAGAUUACUUCGAAACCAUAAAAGAGAAAUAUAAGAAUUUCCACUCCUUAAAAGGAGAUUUUCUCAAUUUCGCUGACAUAAGUUCUGGAAGUCCUGCUUACUGGACAGGAUUUUAUACGUCAAGACCUUUUACAAAAAUAUUGUUAAGACGCCUCCAAUCUACACUACGAACAACAGAAAUACUCUUUUCUUAUGCGUUGAAUCUCGACGUGUUUCGGGGAUCUAACGUCAGCCAAAUUUAUGAACUACUAAUUAAGGCACGAGAAACAGUUGCUCGUUUAGUUGAUCGAAAUGUUGUCAGUGGAACGGUUACUGCUUACGCCUUAAAAUACGUUCAUAAUCAAAUUUUAUCCACUGUGAAAGAUUGUUGGUACAUACAAGAAAUAUGUGCCAGUUAUCUGAGUUUGAAACCUGAGCAACACACAGCAUACUUGCAAAAAUACGUGUAUAGAGAUGGUGAAUUCAUAUCCGUGUUUAGAACAGUUUCGCCGGGAGAUCAAAUUUAUGUAUUUAACUCGCUAAGUCACGAAAGGACUGAAAUAGUAGAAGUUGUAACUAGAAAUCCAAAUAUAAGAAUUGUCGAUCACAACAAAAAAGACGUUACGAUUCAAAUAAAUCCUGUUUGGAAAUAUAAUUCGGAUAAUAUCGUAAAGAUUUCAAGACGGUUCUUUAAAAUUAAUUUUGCCGUAAUGGUACCUCCAAUGACGUUAGAAUUAUUUAAAAUAAAAGAGACUUAUGAUGCUUCACAAAACGCGGCUACAAUAUAUUGCUCAUCUUGUAUAAUUGACGAUGUUGUGAGUAACGGAUCUAUAUUUCCGUUCAACAUUCAACCAAUACAAUCAGGUGAUAUACAACUUGAAAGUUACAAACAUCGACUCAUAUUCGAUGAAUUCACAGGCUUUAUGAAAACCGUAAUCGAAAAGGAAACAAACAAUGAGAAAAUGGUUUUCGUUGAUUAUGGCGCAUUCAAAGACUCGGAUGUAAAUUCGGGAAUGUUUUUGUUCAAUACUAAUGUUAGUAAACCGCUGCAAGAUGUAUUGACUGGAUAUAGAUUGGGAAUAAAGAAGAAAGUUUUGUUGAUCAUUUCUGGACUGGUCACAACUGAACUUACUUCUAUUUACGGUCGAUUGUUGCAACAUACAAGUAAAAUCUUUAAUCUUCUUAGAAGUCCCUUGUCUAAUGCUAUCCUCAUUGAAAGUAAAGUCGAUUAUGAUAUUUCGCCAAAGAAUCGAGAGUUGGAACUGUUUUUAUCGAUACAGACGGAUAUUAGUAAUGGUAAUCCUCCACAAAUUUACACUGAUAACAAUGGAUUUCAAUACACUUCUCGAAUUUUGAACAUCAGUAGACGUAUUGAGUCAAACAUGUAUCCCAUUACUAGCAUGGCAUUUAUUCAGGAUAGGAGGAGUCGCCUCACGUUUAUAACAGACCAUGCUCAAGGAGUAACUGCGUUACAAGAAGGUCAAUUACUUUUCAUGUUAGACAGGAGAGUUCUAUUCAACGAUGGUCGAGGAACAAACGAAGGUCUAGCAGACAGUACCACGACAUGUCACAGAAAUUUCAUAUUAUUAGAAAAUAUUAUGGAUACGGCUACUAGUUUUAAUCGUUAUUCACAUCAAGAAGAGUUGAAAUUACCUAGUCUAUCAGCAGUGUAUCUUGCCAACACCUUAGACCACCUCUUGGAUAUAUUCCUUAUUGACAAAAAUCACACCGAUCUUUGUUACUACAUGUUUCUGCCUUUAGUCAAAACUUCGUUUCCAUGUGAUGUAGCGAUGGUCUCCUUUAGAGUAAUAUUACACAGAAAUAACUUACUCAACUUUAUUCCCAACUCAGCUCUAAUGACGCUACAUCGUCAAAGUUUUUCAUGUCAAAUUGAUACAUCAAUUAGUCUUCAUUGUAACGGAGACACAACAUUCUCUCUAAGCAAAAUAUUACGAAACAUUAAGUCAGUUUAUCAAACCAACCUCCCCGGUACCACUGACGGUGUACCAGUGUUUAGUUUAAGCCAUACCAAUUUCCCGCCAAUGGAAUUGACCACAUUACGGAUACAUUUCUAAACAAACCACGGAUUUUGUGUUCCGUGUCAAGAAGUAACGAUCACUAGUUUUUUUUAGACUAUGGAAACAAAAUGUAAAUAAAUUGACUGAAAUGGGACAAUACACUUGUAAUCUUUUUAAAACCGUUGAUGGUUAUAAAAUUGUUAUUAAUUUACUUCGCAAAAAUACUGCAUGCAGGAGGCAAAUGCCCGAGCUUAGCUCAGAACCUUUCUAAGUUUCGGGGACUGGUGCGAAGUUCCACUUCCCCAACUGUGGAACUCCUGCUUUUCAAUCUGGACUCGUUCGUAGAUCCCUAAAGGUAAUUAAGACGAGUAAAAAUCUGAAUUGUGUUUUGUCGGUUCCAAUAAAACUACAUAUUGUUUUAAAAAUUAUGAAUGCGAUUAAUUUUUCUGUGUCGAUAUUGCGUGUAGAUAUUGUAAAUCGUGUGAAGAGAAUACUAACAUAAGUGAAAUAAGUAGUGCAUUAAGAUAGUUAAGGAGUUUGACCUAAAAAUAAAAUAAUUUAAAUAUGUAUUAUUUUAUUAUAAUCCAUUUCGAUCGCAGUGUUGUAAAUAUCGGUUAUCUAUUUUGUAAAUAAACAUAAGCCUAUGUAAUACUUUCGUUAUGUUUUGUAUGUUGACCAAAUAAAUUUCGAGAAACUUAUUGA
Trichoplusia ni (cabbage looper) is the source of this 4921-nucleotide messenger RNA. Its product is annotated as alpha-mannosidase 2-like. The record is from RefSeq and is a predicted model, not a curated record. The transcript is spliced from 6 exons. Gene Ontology annotation, molecular function: alpha-mannosidase activity; carbohydrate binding. Gene Ontology annotation, cellular component: Golgi membrane. Lineage: Eukaryota; Metazoa; Arthropoda; Insecta; Lepidoptera; Noctuidae. Gene Ontology annotation, biological process: N-glycan processing; mannose metabolic process; protein deglycosylation. Bases 275 to 4276 code for a protein of 1333 amino acids.